Messenger RNA from Limulus polyphemus (Atlantic horseshoe crab), 1889 nucleotides. RefSeq lists its product as uncharacterized. NCBI's taxonomy places the organism in Eukaryota, Metazoa, Arthropoda, Merostomata, Xiphosura, Limulidae. The record is from RefSeq and is a predicted model, not a curated record. The transcript is spliced from 3 exons. Bases 417 to 1208 code for a protein of 263 amino acids.
AAAGCUUAUUCGGGAGUUUAGAUGAUCUUCGCACAUGCUUAGAUUUAGCACAAAGAUGGGUUUGGUUGCUAUGGUAAUAUUGCGUUUAAAAUAGGGCGCUACCUGUAGCAUGAAGCUAGUUUAUUUCAGCGAGUUUGUGGCAGUAGACGCCCACGUUAAGUCAAAUGUGGUUGAAAGUGAUUAGCCCUCAAAAGAGAGUUUUAGUGUUCUUUUCUUAGUGCAAAGCGACACAAUGAGCUAUAUGCACUCUGUCGACCGCGGGUAACAGCACCCUAAUUUUAGCGUUGUAAGUCCAUGAACUUACUGCUGACUUACCGGAAGAUCCAAAAGAGAACUUUUUCUUCCUCAGACUAAAUUAAAGUAUAACGUAAUGUCUAGAAAACUGUGCAUUAGUAACUUUACUAAGCUUCACCCUCAUGGUAGCUUUUCCUUCCGUCUUACUGUCAGCAUGGUUACGUUGUCCCGGAUGGAACAUUUGGACACAAGGGGAUAAAACUAUCAAGAUGUCAAAUGAUCAGCCGACCACUAACGUAGAAAGCGUUAGAGCUAUGACUACUGACGAUUUUGAAUACCCGCGCCGACAGAAGUGGACCGAACAAGUGUACAUCGUGGGCAAACACUACAACAACCCACUUCCACCUGUUGCCGAAGAAGACACCUGUAGACAAGUAAAAACCGAAACUGGAAGUCGAGGGCCUUCUAACUCGUCUCGGAUAUUUUCCGCUUCUGGAACAAUGAACACCAGCAACGUUAGUGAAGAUAAGUGUGAACGGCUGAGAAACGAAACUGGAAGUCGAGGACCUUCUACCUUGUCUCGGAUAUUUCACAUAUCAAGUAUGAUAGACAACGAGCCGUUAACUACGACCAACAAAUUCAAAGGUCUUCUGGCGACAGAGAAAUUGAAAGUUCUUCCACCGGUAUCUGAAAAGCUUUCUCAUGUUGAACCCAAACCUUCAGCGAAAAGUCGCCUCCGGAAACAACGCAGCACAUUUGAUUUGAAGAACGACCUAGCCCUAAUAUCUGAAGUACCAUACGAGAAGGAAGCGAAUAAAGACGAAGAAAACCUAUUUAAGAAAUUAGGAGAUUCUCUAGCUUUCUGUGAUUGUAUAGAACUGAAUCAAAAUAACGCAGCUAAAGCAAUCACAGUCAUUGUUCUGGUACUUACUUUAGUACUGGUUAUAACUGUAGUAAUACAGUUUUUAAAAUGAUGUUGUAAACAGUCGGCCACAAGGUGGUUUAAACCGUAAAAAAAAGAAACGUAUUUGUCAAAUCGAAACAGAGUUUUGAUAAGAAUAAAGAAAAAAAAAACAUCUGCUAGAUACUCCUGACCGAAAAGUAAAUUUGUUGUCAGUAUAUCACAAUAUGUCAUUGUGUGCUGCAUUUGCUAAAUCAUUUUAUUGAAGCCUGUAUGUUUAGAUUUAUUUUUAUUGCUCAAGAUAUUAGUCUCAUAACACCUUUCUACUCUUUUUUUAAAAAAAAACAAUCUUCAGUUAUUCUUUGAGAGAUAUUUUUAAACUAGCUCUCAUUGUCAUAUUUUCAUAAUACAUUCUCGGAAAUCAAUCACUAUUUAAUUACGUUUUUGCUCCUAAUUAUAAUAUCCCAUAUUUAAUUUCCUGUUACUAGAUCUAAGAUCUUGGCUGUGAUUAUAUUAUUCUAAAAGUGACACAAGUUACUUUGAAUGAGCACUAUAUAAUAUUCAUUGAAACGUGACACUAAUCAUAAAAUUCAUGUGAGUACCGAAAGUGAACGUUCAGUAACCGUGAUAUGUGUGUUAUGCCGAGACUGAUAACCUUUCAGGUGCAUGAUAUAAUAAUUAUAUGCUUUUGAGUGUUUUUGUGUACAUUAUACUAAAAACAGAUUAUAACUGAGUAUUCACAUGAAUAAAAUUC